Molecule: messenger RNA, 1508 nt
Organism: Perca flavescens (yellow perch)
Lineage: Eukaryota; Metazoa; Chordata; Actinopteri; Perciformes; Percidae
Product: proton channel OTOP2
Exons: 6
Coding region: 187-831 (214 amino acids)
Biological process (GO): proton transmembrane transport
Cellular component (GO): membrane
Molecular function (GO): proton channel activity
Source: RefSeq, a predicted model, not a curated record
CGGUCUGCCAUCUUUCUGUGCAAUCUGACCUCCAAAGAGAUGAACGGUGGUCCACUUAUUUUCUGUUUUCCAGCUCUAGGUGUAUUUUCUGCAAUCUCCGUACACAGUUUAUCUUUGUCAUGAUGUAAACAGGUCCAAGUAUCCUUAGACCUGCCUCUGACUUGUUUUGUGACGUACAGUCACAAGAUGAGAACUGUUGCUCAACAUACGCUCCUGACCUGCAACAAACUUUUCUCUAGAAAAACACCAAAUUAUGUUAUUGAGGCCCAUCCAUCCAACAUUGAGACAACAGCACAGAUGAACAUCCAACAUGUGCCCAGCCCUCCUUAUGCUCCCAGUGUUCGCCAUGUGGAGGCGGUGGAGAGGGCCCACCGUGGUGGUGGAUGGCUCCUGUCUGGCAUCAUCUGCAUCAACAUCCUGAUCCUGGGCUGCGCUCUGGUCAGCGGCAGUGCUUUUAACAUUGUGGCCAUUACUGCUGAGCACAGGCAAAUCUUCCUCAUCAUUCUCCUCCUCCUCACUAUGUUGUGGAUGCCGUUUUACGUCUUCACUUCUCGAAAGGAUCAAGCAGUUUUGUUCAAGGAUAGCCACGCAGGGCCUGUGUGGCUCCGAGCUGGACUUCUGUUGUUUGGGUUUCUCAGUUUCCUCAACAUCUUCAAGAUUGUCACUUAUGUGGGCUACCUUCACUGUGAUUCUGCUGUUAAAGUUGCCUUCCCUGUCGUACAAGCUGUGUUUCUGUUUGUCCAGACACUUCCUGUGGAUUCAUGCAAAGGACUGUGUGGAGCAAUACACAAAUUUAACGCGGUGUGGCCUUACUCUUACGCUUUCAACUAACCUGGUGGUGCGGAUGACAGCAGUUACUGAGGAAUCAGUUCACCAGACUACGAUACCUGAUCUAAAUGUCACUGUCUGACAGAAGAUGUACAAAGCCAGCUAUGACAAGUGUACUUGCAGCCACUCGGUGUGUGACACCUUCAAAGAAGCCUCCUAUUACCUGUACCCCUUCAACAUAGAAUACAGCCUCUUUGCUUUGGCUAUGACCUACGUCAUGUGGAAAAACGUUGGUCGGGUUGUGGCCCAUCACAGCCACCACAGUGUGAAAUUCCAUCCAAAGGAUGUGUGUUUGGGACCUGUAACAGGAAUACUCCUGGUGGUGGCAGAAGUUGUAACAUUCAUAGUGUACGAGGUGGACAUACUGAGGACAAGAAGAGAAACCAAGCUCUGCUGAUUCAUUUUAUUAUGAAUAUAGUGAUAGUGAGCCUGAUGUGCCUCUCCACUGUGAUUGGCUGAAUCAUCUACAGGCUGGACCACAGGGAACACGUAUCGGAGAAAAACCCCACUCGCAGCCUGGAUGUGGGGCUGCUGGUGGGAGCCUCACUGGGGCAGUUCAUCAUCAGCUAUUUCUCUAUCGUGGCUGUGAUGGCAACCGGAGCCAAAGGAUACCUGAACGGCCUCAACCUAUCCUGGGCCGUGCUGAUGGUGCUCCAGCUCGGCCUGCAGAACUACUUCAU